ACCGGACUCGUUCUUUAGCAGUUCUCUUUCUUCUAUUUUCUCUCUAAUUGUACGGCUGGCGAUUACGUCACAGGGUUAAUCGGAAGAAAAAGAGAAUAGUAUGCCGGCUGCCACGUGCCCCUUUGCCUCUUCCUCCACCGCGAACUCCACUGCGAACGGUGGCGGAGGAGGAGAGAUCAUGCUUUUCGGAGUCAGAGUGGUGGUUGAUUCGAUGAGGAAAAGUGUUAGUAUGAACAAUCUUUCUCAAUAUGAACAGUCUCAUGAAUCUAACAAUAAUAACAAAAUUAACAACAACAACAACAACAAUAAAGCAGACGACAACGCCACCGCCUGUUACGCUUCCGCCGACGACGCUGUUCCUCAUUCCACCGGGAAUCGCGAGCGUAAACGAGGGGUACCAUGGACGGAGGAAGAGCACAAGCUUUUUCUGUUGGGGUUGCAAAAAGUAGGGAAAGGGGAUUGGAGAGGGAUUUCUAGAAACUUUGUGAAGACUCGAACGCCCACACAAGUGGCGAGCCAUGCUCAGAAAUACUUUCUCCGACGAACCAAUCUCAAUCGCCGCCGUCGUAGAUCUAGCCUCUUCGAUAUCACCACCGAUGCGAUAGCGGCAAUUCCAAUGGAAGAAGAGCAAGUUCAUCCACAAGAGAACACAACUCAGCCAGCCGAAACCAAUGGGUUUCUCAUGAUGCCGGCGGCUUUUUCUAUGCCUGUUAAUCCGGUAGUUCUACCUGUUCCAAUUGAGAAUCCUAUGGAAAAUCUGACACUAGGGCAAGGGAAUCAAUCCAUUAAUAAUGCAACAACAAAGCUCAUCCGUCCAGUUCCUGUCUUCCUAGCUCCUCGGCCAUCUGAUCUUAACUUGAACUUGAAUUCAGUCAUGGAUCCUUCACCAUUGUCACUGAAGCUGUCUUUACAAUCUGAUCAAAUGGAUUCUACUUCUUCAUCUUCUAGGCAUUCUGCCUUUCAGGUGAUCCCAAACUUCAGCAAUGGAGAUAGCAAUAGCAUCAUCAGUGUUGCUUGAGAAGGAUAAAAGUAAGCAAAGAAGCAAGGUAAAAUUAGGUGACUGGGUUUGAAGCCUUUGUUUAAGAUGUACAGACAAAAACAGAAAAAAAACUGUCGUGUCUUGUUGCUUUCGUUGUUUUCUGUUGCUAUUAUGUUAGAAUCUUGUUCAUUUGUCCCUUUUUGCUCUGCUAGCUGAUAAUAUAACUGAAAAAUAACAAGUGCUGUCUCUGUUCAUUACUGAUCUUGCAAUCUUGGUGGGUCUAUUCAUAUGACUUUCUUGUGGUCUUAAUGGCUUAACGAGGGAGCCCAAGAAACAAAGCAGAAAGAAAUAUCAAGCUGGGUUAGUGGUAGGGAGGCAAUAUUUUUGUUAUUUUCGGAAUUUGAAUUGUUGAAUAAAGCCCUUAUUAAAUGAAUGGUAGAUGGUUGUUGGG
Messenger RNA from Durio zibethinus, 1430 nucleotides. Its product is annotated as transcription factor MYB1R1-like. Gene Ontology annotation, biological process: response to ethylene; response to gibberellin. NCBI's taxonomy places the organism in Eukaryota, Viridiplantae, Streptophyta, Magnoliopsida, Malvales, Malvaceae. Gene Ontology annotation, molecular function: DNA binding. The record is from RefSeq and is a predicted model, not a curated record.